Molecule: messenger RNA, 2730 nt
Organism: Cricetulus griseus (Chinese hamster)
Lineage: Eukaryota; Metazoa; Chordata; Mammalia; Rodentia; Cricetidae
Source: RefSeq, a predicted model, not a curated record
AUGUGUGCUCUGCAGCCCCUGCAGCUUCGAGAGCCCAUGCACUCCCUCCUGUUGGCCAUGUGCGAAGACCAGCCUCGAAGACGGCGGCCACUGCAGGCAGUUCUGGAAGCCUGUCGGGUUCAUCAGGAAGAAGUGGCUGUGUACCCAGCCCCUGCCAGUCUCCACAUCAGUCGGCUGGUGGGCUUGGUGCUGGGUACCAUUUCCGAGGUGGAGAGAAGAGUUGUAGAGGAAGGCACCUGUGAGCGGCAGAGCAGAAGCCACUUUCUCAGGAGCAAGCUGCAUCAGGCUGGCAGUGAGAGCCCUGGAGCUCGAGCCUCUGAUGGUCUGCAGCCUCAAAGAGAAGAUUCUGUGUUACUUCUCAUGAUGUGGGAACACAGGGUGGCAGCUGAAUCUGUUGCAGGAUGGAUGCAUCAUCAAGUUCUUUACCCUUCCUCAUUCCUGGCCAGCACUUUUGCAGGUGUUGGUCCCUGUGACUGUGAGGAGGGUUUGCAGCGUGACUCUGGGCCUAUGCUCUUGACUGAAGCAGAAAAAUCACAGCCAGCAACUUCUCCUAGGAAUUUCCUACAAAGAAAGGGAAAGUUCUCCAGACCAGAGUUCAUCCUGUUGGCUGGAGAGGCCCCGGUGACCCUACAUUUGCCUGGAUCCAUUGUGACCAAAAAAGGGAAAUCCUAUUUGGCUUUCAGAGACCUCUGUGUGGUCUUGCUGAAUGGACAGUGUCUGGAGGUGAAGUGUGACAUGGAGUCCACAGCAGGAGCUGUCUUCAAUGCUGUCAUGUCCUUCACCAACCUUGGGGAGACCACCUACUUUGGUUUGGCUUAUAUGAAAGGUGAAGAGUUUUUUUUCCUGGACAAGGACACCAGAUUGUGCAAAGUUGCCCCAGAAGGCUGGAGAGAACAGCACCCAAAAGGUUCAAUGGACACUUUGACACUCUUUCUGCGGAUAAAGUUCUUUGUCAGUCACUAUGGGCUGCUGCGGCACAGCCUGACAAGGCAUCAGUUUUACCUGCAGCUUCGGAAAGACAUUUUAGAAGAGAGGCUGUAUUGCAACGAUGAGACACUACUGCAGCUGGGGGUCCUGGCCCUGCAGGCGGAGUUUGGAAGUUAUCCUAAGGAGCAGCUGGAAAGGAAAGCAUAUUUCCAAAUUCAAGACUACAUCCCAGCAAGGCUUAUUGAGCGGAUGACAGCAAUCCGGGUCCAAGUAGAAAUCUCCGAGAUGCACCGACUCAGUUCUGCUCCCUGGGGAGAAGAUGCCGAGCUGGAGUUCUUAGAGGUUGUUCAGCAACUCCCAGAAUAUGGAGUCCUAGUUCACCGGGUUUUUCCUGAGAAGAAGAGACCAGAAGGGAAAAUGGCCUUGGGGGUCUGUGCCAAAGGUAUCAUAGUUUACGAGGUGAAAAGCAGCCGCAGGAUCGCAACAUCACAGUUUCCAUGGAGAGAAACUGGAAUGAUCUCAACUCAUAGAAGAAAGUUCACCAUCACCAGCAGCAUCACUGGAAAAAAGUACACCUUUGUCACCGAUUCAGCCAAGACCUGUAAAUAUUUGCUGGGUCUCUGCUCUGCCCAGCACUGGUUUAAUGCACAGAUGGGCUCUGAGCAGCCUCCUCAUCUUUUAAGUGAUCGGGAUAAGUUUGUACAAAUAGCCAACUUGAAUUCUGCACACCAGACACAGGCCAACCCUCUCACUUGGAUUCAGAAACUGUCAUGCUCGGAAAAUGAGCUGUGUGUACCCAGGUUGCCGGAUGCCACUGGAGGCAGACUGAGCACAUCCAUGGAGAACGUGCAAGGUGGCAAGGAGAUCAAGAUGGAAGGAAUCAGAAGCAGCCCUUACUGUGGCCGAGAGCAACCGGACAGCAUCAGUUCAAGCCAGAAGUCAACUCGGCAUCUCUCUGGGGCAGUUGUCCAGAGCACAGGUUUUGUCAUUAACGAGGGAGAAGAUGUGGACCAAGCAAAACCUGGCAUUUUCAUAUCUUCCCUUAUACCUGGGGGACCAGCAGAAAAGGCUAAAAUGAUCAAACCAGGGGGGAAGAUACUAGCCUUGAAUCACAUCAGCCUGGAGGGCUUCACAUUCAACAUGGCUGUUAGAAUGAUCCAGAAUUCUCCUGACAACAUAGAAUUAAUCAUCUCUCAGUCAAAAGGUAGGGUCUUUCACAAUGCCUCAGGGGCCAGCCCCAACAUUUCCAUCACACUAGCCUCAAGAUCGCUGUCUCUGUUGGACGCUACAGUGCUGACACCUCUUUCUGAGGCAGCAAAGGACUGGAGGAUUCCUGGGAAGCCACGAGUCUUCAGUUCACAUUGCAAGGCGAAGGGCAGAUAUCAGAAGCAAGAAAAGAAGGUUCAGAAAGUGAGCAGUGCUACUUUCCCUUGGGCCUCUACUUGUAGGCCAAGGUCAGAAGGUGCUUCCAACUCUGAGGAAAGGCUUACCCCUCGGUUAACCAUUCCUGGAAAUGCCCUCGCUGACCGCCCCAGAGAUGGGCCUCUACUUGCUGCUGGUUAUUGUCCUUCAUUUCCUCUAGAAGCCAAAGUUGGUGAAAUCUACUUCGUGGAUCUGGUUAAAGAAGAUGGAACACUUGGAUUCAGCGUGACUGGUGGCAUCAAUACAAGUGUACCUCAUGGAGGAAUCUUUGUGAAAUCCAUCAUUCCUGGAGGUCCAGCUGCCAAGGAAGGACAGAUCCUGCAGGGUAAGGGCUACGUCCUACUGGCAGUUCUGCUUUCUGUGGUUUCGAUCCCUCGCUGA